GGGGACACGGAGUAACUAACACCGGCAAUCAGUGAGGACAAAAUAAAAGCAGACGGCCAGAAGAUUUCCAUCAGCAGCCUCAGCUGUGCGUCCGUCACGCUCCCUCGCUCACUUCAGUUCUCAUUUCUCGUUCCGUUGCAUCCCGUUGGCGCUGGUGCUGAGGAAUUAUCUGUUGUCAGAACCUGUGUGAGACACCGCCGCACCAACGGGGACCAGAGUGCCAGAGGGUGCUGAGCCAUGCCGCCAGCCGCCGUUCAGAUCCUGGCGUUGGCACUGGCGCUCCUGGGCAUCCUGGGUGCCACGGUGGCCACUGUGCUCCCAAACUGGAAGGUGAGCAUUGGCGUGUGGUUCAACAUCAUGACCCCCAUCUCACAGAUGCAGGGUCUGUGGAUGGACUGCGUCUGGUACAGCUCCGGCGUGUUCAGCUGCACCAUGAAGAACUCAAUGCUGUCACUGCCGGCGUACCUGCAGGCCACGCGUGCUGCCAUGGUGCUGUCGUGCCUGAUCGCGUCACUGGGUCUCUGCCUGGCGUCCCUCGGGCUCAAAUGCACCCGUUGGGGGGGCAGCCGGCGGGCAAAAGGACACACUGCAAUGGCUGCAGGCGGCUGCUUCAUCCUGGCCAGCGCCCUCUGCCUGAUCCCCGCAUCCUGGUUCACCAACGAAGUCAUCACUGCCUUCCUGACCACGGACGCCCCAGACAGCAGCAAGUACCAACCCGGCGGAGCUCUGUGCAUCACGUUCAUCUCCGCCGGAUUCCUAUUAGCCAGCGGCAUCAUCUUUUGCUUGUCCUGUCCGGGGACAAGAACGGGACGGCCAGACUCCUCUGUGUCCACUGACCCUGAUGGACCUCAACGGCGUGAGCUGAAAAGAGAGCAACAAAACCAAACAGUCGGUCUGCAGAUGGACGGCGUGAAGCCACAGAAACCAGAGCAGCACUUCCACCUGUCCCUGUCCAGAGUCCCUCCAAAAGACGUGAAAGACAACUACAGCCUGAAGGAGUACGUUUAACC
This is a messenger RNA of Thalassophryne amazonica, 1010 nucleotides long. RefSeq names its product claudin-20-like. The transcript has a single exon. Gene Ontology annotation, biological process: cell adhesion; bicellular tight junction assembly. Gene Ontology annotation, molecular function: structural molecule activity. Bases 238 to 1008 code for a protein of 256 amino acids. NCBI's taxonomy places the organism in Eukaryota, Metazoa, Chordata, Actinopteri, Batrachoidiformes, Batrachoididae. Gene Ontology annotation, cellular component: plasma membrane; bicellular tight junction. The record is from RefSeq and is a predicted model, not a curated record.